Molecule: messenger RNA, 7392 nt
Organism: Phyllopteryx taeniolatus (common seadragon)
Lineage: Eukaryota; Metazoa; Chordata; Actinopteri; Syngnathiformes; Syngnathidae
Product: nck-associated protein 5-like
Exons: 20
Coding region: 62-6076 (2004 amino acids)
Biological process (GO): microtubule bundle formation; microtubule depolymerization
Cellular component (GO): microtubule plus-end
Source: RefSeq, a predicted model, not a curated record
UGCUGCAGACAACCCCACAGGCCCACAGCCCUGCGACACUUCCUGGAGAAUUUGCAGCAGCAUGUUUUCAGCUGCCUUCAAAGGAAAUUCCACCUCAUCACUCUGUCUUCCGAACUCAAACACGUCUGAGAGUAAGGGAGCUGUAGAGAUGCCGGCUUCCAACCGCCCUGCCGGCACCGAAGCAUCCCAGGUGAGUGAGACAAAGGCGGAUGGAGGUACAUUGAGCAGACAUAUGGAGCGCAACAAGCAAUUAAAGAGAUUGUCCCUCAGACCACUGGAAUACAUGGAUGCCAACCAAUGCAUUGAUGACCUUCUCAAACAGCUUGAGGAGCAGCGCUGCAACAUUCGGAGGGAAAAACUGUCCGUGGCUCGCCUGCAGAGGGAAGUCGCACGGAGCAAGAGUGAGGGAACAAUGCGAGAAAAGCUGAUCCAUGAGCUAGAGGAAGAGCGACGCCUGCGUCUGGAGAGCGAGAAGCGUCUCCGAGAAGUGACGGAGGAAUCCGAGCUGGGCCGGGCACAGAUCGUCUCCCUGCAGCAGCAAUUCUCCAGGUUGGAAGAGACAGUGCAGUCACUGCUGCAGAAUCAAGGGGUCAUGGAGCAGACGGCAACAGAGACAGUGGACAUCAUGAAGGCCUACAAAGAGAAACUCUCAGAGGAAGUGCAAAAGCAGCAUGAUUGCCCAGAAGAGAACAGCCCCCUGCUGGCGACUCAGGUGGAGCCUGAAUCUGGGAAGCGGCCGCACGCCGACACCAGCCAAACAUACGAUAACGAUGACAGAACCAAGCUCCUGCUGGAACGCCUCAAGACCCUGGAGGAGAGGAACUCAGUCUUGGCAUUGGAGAAUGAAAGCCAGAGGGAGCAGUAUGAACGCUGUCUGGAUGAGGUCGCCAAUCAAGUCGUGCAGGCACUUGUUACUCAGAAGGACCUGAGAGAAGAAUGUCUAAAGUUGCGCACUCGAGUUUCUGAUUUGGAGCAGCAGAAUCGGGUGCUGGGGAUUUUGUUCCAGCAACGUAUCAAGCCCACCUCCGAGCUGCUCCUACAGAAACUCCAGUCACGGAUCAUGGAUCUGUCUGCGGCUGACUUGCUCCAAGAGCCCGAGAGAAGCAAGGCUUUCUUACUGUCCAGGAACACCGAUUCUGCUUCGACUGAGAUCCUUUUGAAUGGAAAGUUAGGUUUGCCCAUCACAAAGUGUCUGAGCCAGCUGAGUCUGACAGCGCCGAUGCCAGUGUACCCACGCAGCAGCUGUAGCAGCAGUGAAUUGUCCCUGUCAAGCGCAUGCAGUGAACUCUCUAGCGGCUCCUACACCUGGAACGAUGGCCGAUCCUGUGGGAAAGUGCAUUCAUCUCUCACCUGGGAUAAGAGCCUAAGUUUGGGUUCAUCUGCCCCAGGUAACAUCAGCGCCCCACUGGAGGAACAUACGCCUACCAGGCGCAAGGAGACCAACAUACUAGAGGGACUGAGAAAAUUACAGAGGAGGAAGCAAAGGUCCUCAUCUUCAUCCAGGGUCUCCAAGUCCGGCUACAAAGACUGUAUGAACUCUAACGAAGGCAUUUACACACUUGGUAUCAAGAGUAGCAGUAAAUGUCUAUCUAAGCCCACCCUUGUUGGAAGAGCAUCGGUUCUUGUAGGAAAAAAGUUUUUGUAUGAUUCUGACGAUGCAGAUGAUGAGCUUGUGCAAUCCGGCCAUGCAGCUGACAUCCCCAAUAAGGACAAUUGGUUCUACUGCAAGAGGCUCUCCCAGAGCAUCUCUGACACGCUCUGUAGCUGGGAGGGGAAACAAGACAGUGGAGGUGUGGGUGACAAUAGCUCGGGCGACGGUGUGGAGACCAAGCCCCCCACUGAAUUUGACUCAAAUGAGCGUCCCGAGAAACUCACAAGUUUCAUCAGCAGCUGUCUCACCGAGGGUGGACGGCCAUCAGCUUUCACUAGAGUGUCAGUGCUGCAUGUUACCCCUUCAGACCCAGAAGGUUCCAAUUGCUUUUCAGAUAUGGACGAUCUAGAAGAACUCAACUGUGAUUCUAGGAAUUUGCAGGUGCCCUUAAGCCAAGGAACAGAGCAAGUGGAGACGAUGUCCCGGGAUACUUUCAAGCCGCUCAUGCCACAACGCUUGCAAAGGGACCAAGUACGAGCCCAGUCUGCGGAUGGGAGACCAGAACCUGUCAAGACACCUAAAGAGACAAAUAAUUAUCUGUCCGAGGAGAGCAUAUUGGCAGUAUUUGAUGCACAAGGGGAGCCAAUUGAACUAAGUCCUCAGAAUCUUACCAAGGGUGGUGGACCUAUAAUUGGUAUUCCAGUUAUCAAAGUAGUGGAUAAAUACAAUGAAUUAGCCCCUCAGGAAAAGCCAACAAGGCAAAAAUCCACACAUACAGGAAACUACACAGUCCUUGAUUCUCCAGAGAAGCCAUCUGAAUAUCAGCUCAGGACUAGCAAAACUAAUAAUUGCAGAGGGGGCAAUUCAGAUCGUUUAUCGAUGCAGCUUACUUCACAGAGGAAGUUAAUCAAACCACCCAGCAGCCGAGCUAACAAAGGACAUUCUAUCCCGCCUCUAAAUGAUUCUGCCAGUUCUGUAGCUGGUGGGUCAAAACUACGAGGUUGUAAUAAACCUUCUGCAUCUCCAAUCAGACUGUCAAGGGGCACUACCACUGAGCUGAACAGUGGAAACUCAGGAACUCCUAGUCAGGAGAGAACACCCCCACCUCCAAUCACUAAAAUGUCCAGGUUCAUCAAGAGCUCCCAGAGCCCGAAGGUGGUGAACUCCAAGCUUACCAAUAGGUCUGAAUGGAGUAAGGGCUCUUCCCCCAGUUCACCUCGACUCUCAAGGAGUCAUUUAGAGUAUGCUGACAAUUGUGAACAGCCAACCAGAGACAAACACUGUGAAAGCAUAACAAACAAACUCAGGUCCCCUUCACCACCCCCUCCCCCUGGUCGCACCACCUCCUUACUGAUCAAACCAAAUUACGAGGGGUCACCUGAAGCACAUAAAAUAGGGGUGGCUCUGCCAUCCACACCAACCACUGUGAGGGGCCCUCCCCCAAGUUACUACACCUCUCUCCAACCAAAUAUGCAAGCGACACUACCCAUUAAAGAUAAAGACGUAGACAUGGAUGCCGGCUAUGGGACUGCACUUGCACCUCAGAAACUGGUUGACAAAACCAGUCAGCACCUUCAAAAACCCUCUGGCAUGACACCUAUUACAGGCACUCCCACGCGGAACACCACAAAAGACUACCUCCCUCCCACAAACUCAGGCUUUGACCUGGAGUCUGAAAAUGCACCUAAAAGCUCAAAGAAUGUCCCUCCUCCGUACUGUGCCGUCAGAGGGUCCUCUCUUUAUAGCUCAUUUGCAAGUAAGAGAGGGUCCACCCAUGAAUAUGACCACCAGUCUGUGCAGAAAUCCUCAGUUAAUUUAUCAGUUUCACUUCAGGAAGCCCCUCAGACGAAAAAAGAGCUACAAAACUUAAAACAUGUUAUCAGUCCGCCAAGCCCAGUUGUGACUUCCCCUAACUCAUCAGAAAAGGGUCAAAAGACUCGCAUCUCGAUGGGGUUCAAAGCAUUUUUAAAAUAUCCCCCCAGCCAUAAACGUAGUCCCUCUUUGCCAGACAAGCAAGAGAAAGAUCAUAUCAAUUUAGUUUCCAAGGAGACUGUGACUUCAAACGCCUCUAGCCAGUGUGACAGCUUGCAGCCUGCGUACAGUAUUGAUUCUCCACCCAAGAUGUCUGUUACAGAGGCAAAAGGUGAGGUUCACUGGAGCUUACUGGAAGAGGCAGUAAAUCCCGUUCUGACACCAGAGGAGGGGGAUGUCUGUGAUAAAGGGAAAAGGAGUAGUCAACUUUUCUCUCGAUCCAUAUCCAUUACUACCAAAUCCCAUCUAAAGCCAGCCUUGGGAAUGAAUGGUGCUAAAGCCCGGAGCCAGAGUUUCAGCACCAACUACAAUGAGAAACCCAACACCAAUAUUCUGGAGGGUCCAGGAAAAAUCAGAACUCAGAUCAUCACCAACUCAACAGAAAGGGGGAACUCUCUGUCGAGACAGAGUUCCCUGGAGGUACCCAGUGUUGGAUUGGCAGAGAGUCCAAUCUAUUCCCCCAGUUUGAGGCCCAACAAUCAAAAUGCACCAUCUGAGAGAACCUCUAAAUUAAUCUCCAAAGGUGAGGAAUCUCAGAGCACAGUGAAGGGACAGAUAGUCACAUCACCCUCUCAGGAGGAGGUGUGCAGUUUGUCCAUCAGCGAAAAAAAUGGUCUAAAUAAUGUAUGUAAGCCUGGACAAGUCACCUCACACUUUCAGCCUCCAGCCUCUUGUCCUUGUAAUUCAGAAAACCUGGUGCGAGAGACAGGAGGCACAGCAACCAGCCCUAAUGAGGAAGAAUUUAGCUCAAGAGUAAAAACCCAGACAGACUCGCCAAACAAACCCCCAGAUAUAGAGGACAAAAAAAAUUGCCCAUCAGCCUGCACUAUUGAAGAGAAGGUCAUGAUGGGAAUUGAAGAAAAUUUGCAAAAAUGUCAAGAACAAGAGAAGGUCGUUGUUAGUGAGGCCAAACAAAAGACGGGUCCCUCGCUGGCAAACUGGUUUGGCUUCCGGAAGAGCAAACUUCCAGCUCUGACUGGAAAGAAAGCAGACUUGCCCAAAGGAAAAGAGGAAAGGAAAGAGACGAAGAUUGGUUUGGUGCUCGGAGGCAAACAGACAAAGUUGGACAAGAAGAAGGAGAAAAAGAAAAAUCACAUUAUGGAGGCGCAGAAUCAUUCAGAGAUGAACAACAAGCUGACCUCCAUCAUGGACCACUGCAACAAUCAAAUGGGCCAGAUUGCCAGUCAGAUCCAGUGCACCACAGCGUUCAUCGGCAAAGACCAGUUUGUGAAAGAGCUUCUUGGCAGAACUGUUGGAAAGGGCAACUUAGUCACUGCAUUGCCGACAGGGAUCGCCACGCCUAAGAAACAUUCUGAGAUGAAGGGAGACAUGAAGAUUUAUCCAGACGCUGCUACCCUCCUAAUGAGUCAGAAGCUCAACAUAAGGGCUGAUAAAGAGUUGCACAUGGCAGAUGCUGCUGGUCAGGACCGCAUGAUGGGUUCCAGCUGUCAGAUGAGAACACUGGACAGUGGGAUUGGCACCUUCCCUCUCCCUGACUCUGUCACAAGAGCCAGCGGACGCCACAUCCCAAAAUGUGACUCCAGCCCGGAUGGGGUGACCGCCGAACUCCAAGCUGAGCCCCCCUCCUCUUCUCCAGAAUGCUCACAACCCAGUGUCAAAGUGCCUUCCCGACCCAACACCAGCCUGCAUGCUCCUGGAAUCUUGGGUCACUCCUUCUCUGACCCAUCCCUUACUUACAGUGGUUCCAAUCCGGAUGCCCAGACCCGAUUGCCCAAACCAGCUGGUGCAAACAGGACCAAGAGAUUGAGUAUGUUUACCCUACGAAGCAGUGGUUCAGCCUCAACUGAGGACAAAGACGAUGAAACUGGGCAGAAGAUUAAAGCAAAGGAGCAUGACAUUUCUGCCGAGAGAGCCCUGCGAUUGUGUACGUACUCAGGCAGCAGCAGUGGCAGCGACACUGAGAUAGAACUUGAGCGACCUGGAAUGACUUUGAGCCCCCUGCAAAGCUCAAGGAUCAACUGCAGCGAAGUGGUUACCUUAGUCGACCCAUGUGAAAAGACACUGAGGAGUGGCAGCGUGGAAAAUUCUCUGUCAAUCAUGGACUUCUACCAACAUGAGAUGUUCUCUCACCUGGAGAAGGACAGAAGGAGGAUCUGCCAGUGUGACCUGUUGCACAAAGAAACACCCUUCAACACAAGUUGUGUCAGUAAGGAAAUUUCGCCGGGGAAGAUGGCCAUCUGCCCCAAACAGCCGGGCUCCCUGGACGUCACCUUGGAGUCAUUUAACAAGCUCAAUCACAGCAGCUUGAGCGUCCAGAAAGAGACCGUCCCAGACGGUGGAAGGCUUGAUUUUUUGUGUGGCAGCAAGGUGGACGAGCCUGCCUCCUCCAGUGGUUUCUCCAGCAAGGCUGGCGCUGAUCCAGCAGGCUCCCUCAGUGACUCGCUCUACAACAGCUUUUCGUCCUGCACCAGCCAGAUCUCCAACGAUGUGUGACAGGAUUUUUUUCCCCAUGCGUGAUUAUUUGGGUGUCCAACAGCAUAGAUUUACAGACUGCUGCGAGCGCUGCUGCUGUCUGCUGAUUUGAAUGACUUCAGUCCUGCACCUCUUCUGUCAAUGAAGAGCCCAACAAAAAAGCACUUAGAGGCGGGAAGUUAAAUCCAGUACUUUGAUGGUAGCAAUACGUGGCUCUUUGCAACUUGUGGUGACCUUUUGGGUUAGCACUGUUUGUUAGCGGUGUCAAGCCAAUGACUAUACUGGCAGUUGCUUUGGAUCUUCCAGGAAAUUUAAUCUGCUGCUAUAUGUGGCCCUUCAUAGUGCAACUGGCUCAGUUUUGUUGUUAACUAAUUUGAUGAGUUCUUCCAAUAUCCAGGAAGUGGACACUUGGUUUGACUUGGUCAAAGUGUCUACCAACAUGUUCUUUGUUGUUUAAAUGCAUCCAUAAAGACGUUUGACAUCUCUUGGCUCGCAUCUUCUUGAGACAAAUGAGGAGGUUAUUCUUUAUUUACGAAACUCCUCUUUAGCUCAGAUUAACAGACUGUUGGUAGCUCAGGGAACAAACUGAACUCAAAUUGAUUGUACCAUCAGGAAGAUGUUGACUCGCAUACAAACACCAUGAAUAGUUUGUUUCUCAGUUUCCGUGAUGCGUAGUCCAACUCAUGCUUGGUUUUCUGAAGCAAACCAGAACCAAACAUCACCUCUCAGACAUAUGAUUAUUUUGUAAAUAAAAGUGCUAUAAGAUAAUAUUGGAAGGGGCUUUGCUGAUUUAUAUAUGCAAAUCUACACACAAAAAAACAUACAUUCUUUUUGCCAAUCUUUCAAAUGUGCUUUUGAAAAUGGCUUGUAACUUUUCUUAUUGAAUUCUUUUGGGGUUCUUGUUUGAAUAGAACUCUUUAUUUUGAUCAAAAAGAGCUCAAAUGUUUUAUUUUAAGACAUAUAUAGGUAAUGUUAUGCCAAAUUCCUAUCUGGAACUUGACCAGCUGGUGCUAAUCAAUACAGCCGACUGCGUGUCGCAAUUUGUAUUAUUAUUAUUAUUAUUAUUUGUUAAUGAAACUGUUGAUAGUGUGCGAGUGCAGAAAGCUUGUGUAUUUUUCUAGGUGUUGACUAUUUAUACCGAUGUUUUUGUACUAUGAGACUGUAGUGUGAUUCACCUCUCUCCUUAAAUGUUCCCUCGGAAAUGGUUACCAGCAGUGUUACUUUGGUAAAUACUAUUAAUUAUUCAUUAUAAUAAAUAUUCCUGCGUGCAAUCUUGUCUGUUACACUAAUGCUCUAUUUUAUGUAACUAUUUCCUAAAUAAAUCUGAAAAAAUCUUU